CGAGCGGCGACAUUGUAGUCUAGCCGCCACCACCACCAUCGCGCUACUCUAUCGAGCCACACAAAGCAGCAUCGAUUGUCACCGCACCAUCAUCAUCACUUCCACCCCCCAACACUCUCACCGUGUAUGCUCGAUCCCUCACAACAUCGUCUAGCCCCUUGUUCCGUUUCCCCUUCGCCCGCAUCCUCGUCGUUGGCUUAGCUCCGUCAGCUCCAGCUCCACGUCGACAAUGUCCAAGAGACUGCCUGGAGGCGGACAUCACCUGCAUUCAGGACCAGGUGGAUCGCCAUUCCCGCCACUUGGUCUAGCAGCCUCAGGAGCAGCCAAUCUGGCAAGAGGGCCGCCGAAUGGCAGCACCAGCGGCAGCAACGAAGCUAGCGACUCAGCAGCAGCAUUUCACCAUGGAGCGUCGCAUCGUCAUGGGCGACGAGAUGGUGGUGGAGCAGCAUCACAACGCGAAGGCUUGCCGCCGGCUCCGUCAAAGGUGGAUACGGUGGCUGCUCAGCAAUGUCGACUUCAAGACGCCUAUUGGUCGGAUGACGAGGAAGACCUCGAGUGUCCGCUCUGUCUCGAGGAGAUCGACUUGAGUGAUGCCAACUUCAAGCCAUGUCCUUGUGGCUACCAGAUCUGCCGCUUCUGCUGGCACCACAUCAAGCAGAAUCUCAAUGGCCGAUGUCCAGCAUGUAGGAGAAAAUACUCGGAUCAAGCAGUCGAAUUCAAGCCAAUGAGCCAGGACGAGAUCAAACGCCUUACGCACGCCAAGAAGCAGAAGGAAAAGGAAAAGAAGGAGCUCGAGAAUAUGAAUCGAAAGCAUCUCGCCAACAUGCGGGUGGUGCAGAAGAAUCUCGUCUACGUGGUGGGACUGAGCUCCAAGCUGGCAAAGGAGGAGCUCAUCCCGACGCUGAGGAGCAACGAGUACUUUGGCCAGUACGGCCGAAUCUCCAAGAUCCUCAUUUCAAAGCGGACCACGGCCUCGAAGCUGGUCAUGGGGACGAGCGAGUCCAACAUCGGCGUCUACGUCACAUAUCACCGCAAGGAGGACGCAGCUCGAGCGAUCGUCGCCAUCGACGGCAGCAAAGGGCAAGACGGUAAGAUCAUGCGUGCGAGCUACGGCACUACCAAGUACUGCACCACGUAUCUCCGCAAUCUGCCUUGCACCAACCCAGCAUGCACAUACCUCCACGAGCCAGGCGAAGAGGCAGACAGCUUCACAAAGGAAGACCUUAGCACAUUGCGCCAUGCAGCUCGCGAUCUUGAGAACAAGGGGGCCGCAAGCAAGGUGUCGGCGGCAGCAGCGGCGGCCUCAGUUGCUUCUCCCUCGCCUGCUCCUUCAUCCGCUCUCGCUGCCCUCUCGUCAACAUCCAUUGCAUCACCUGCCGCGGAUGAGCCAUCCGCUCUGCCCAAGACGGCAAGCUGGGCUUCGGGCAAGCCGGCGGGAACCCCUUCGACGCCGACAGCUAUUAUUACUGGGCUGCCGGCUGCAUUCAAAGACUCAGACAUGCCUCCCCUCUCUGCAUCGAGGAAGGCAAGCACGCCCAAGGUCCCGACUGUGAAGAACAACGGGGGUGGAGCAUCAGCGUCGAUACCGACUGGUCCGAGAGCAGCUACGAAAGCAGCAGCAGCCGCGGCGGCGUCGACGGCUUCUGCGGCAUCCACUGCAGCAGCGACGGUCACGUCUGCGGCGACGUCAGCAGCCUCGAACCUCGUAUCGGCAGCGGUGAGCGACAACAAUGGCAGCGCGGCCUCUCCUGCCCCGCCACCUCCCCCCGGUCUUACCAAGACGGCAAGCAGUGCCAGCCUGCGCUCCCCGAAGCCGACAUCAGCAGAGGAAGCUUCUCCGCCUACGCCGUCCACUCCUUCGCAGCAGCCCGCGCAACCUCCCCCGUCGGCGCCCCCAGGUCUAGCAAGACCGCCCGGCUUAGCCUCUACCCCGACUCACUCUGCGUCUUACCAACCGUCAGCAUCCGCACAAGCUCUCCUCGACGACCUUCGUGCGCGGCGCGAAGCCGAGGCGGAGCGCGAUCAGCCUGCGCCCUCUCCCUUCCCCGACUUUGACUACACGCUCAGUCGCUUCAACGAUGGGUCCGAGUUCAGCUUCAACUUUCCGGGACUGCCGCAAGCGCAGGCGGCCAGCUCCUCGUCCGGCGCUCUCGCUGCCUUCGUUCCCCUCGGCGUUUCCAAGGCGAGCUUGUUCGGUAACGGAACAACUGGGGAUGGGGCAGAUCAAGCUGCUUCCUCCCCUUCCCUUGGCGCUUCGUCCGCUACUACGACUCCUUCCUACUCCGGAUCGUUCGACCCCUUUUCCGACUCGGAGAUUACGAUCGGCGGAGUGGGGGCCAGUGAGACGCCGACGACAUUCAAGGCUCUGGAUGAGAUGCGGGGCAACCUCUCUGACUCGAGAAGUAGCAGUGACGGGAGCGGCACAGGUACGGGUACAGGAGCGGGACAGUCCACUUCCUCGCCCUCGUCUUCUGCGCCUACUGCGAGCCGUUUCGACUUUGCCAAGCAGCAAGCGAGGGAGCCUUCGCCUCUUGCGGCUGGCGCGGGUUCGUACGGGAAUAAUGCGGAGGGGGGACCGCUCAAUUUGAGCAGUAAAGACGUCUCCGGAAUUCUAGGCGGGAUGUUCGAUCACGAAGUCGGUCACGAUGGGCACGACGGAAUGGGUGGUCAGCACCAGCAUCAGCAGCACUAUUCCCAUUACUCCCACCAAGCGCAUCCCGCCGGACUUCAGCACCACGCAAUGCCGCACCGCGCCCCCUCCCGUGCCGCCACGCAGGCGCAAGCACAAGCUGCUCAGCAAGCUCAUGUACAGCGUCACGCCGUACCUCACAGCUCUCUGCUCGGCCCGCAAGGAGGGCAGCAGCGUUGGUCCCAGCAGGGCACGCCCAUGGCUACUACCCCAUCCUCUGAGCCGCUACUGGCGCAGAUCAUGGCCGCCGCGGGUGGAGUGAGGCGCAAUGCUGAGCAGAUGCCCCAGCAGGGUCACCACUUUGGCGGCGGACCGGCGCCCAGGGGUUGGCAUGGCCAACAGGCGCAGCAGCCCCAAGGUGGUAAUGGCGGUGGUAGUAGCGGAGGGUCUGGCUUCCGUAGCGCCUACCCAGCCAUGUCGUAGCGGUCGUUUCAAGCUGGUGUUUGGUCGCCUUCCUGCUUUCGUUCUUUCUCGUCUUGUCUCUGCCUCUACUCACCCUACUCACGUGUUUCACGGUUUCACACACAACCACAUACAAUGACAAUCAGCCAGUUCCUGACGACGAUGGCGAUGCGCUAUGAUGUUU
This is a messenger RNA of Jaminaea rosea, 3275 nucleotides long. RefSeq lists its product as hypothetical. Gene Ontology annotation, molecular function: RNA binding; ubiquitin-protein transferase activity. The coding region runs from base 230 to 3112 and encodes 960 amino acids. The transcript has 6 exons. The record is from RefSeq and is a predicted model, not a curated record. Gene Ontology annotation, cellular component: CCR4-NOT complex. Gene Ontology annotation, biological process: protein ubiquitination. NCBI's taxonomy places the organism in Eukaryota, Fungi, Basidiomycota, Exobasidiomycetes, Microstromatales.